Messenger RNA from Synchiropus splendidus (mandarinfish), 4633 nucleotides. RefSeq names its product isoleucyl-tRNA synthetase 1 (gene iars1). The record is from RefSeq and is a predicted model, not a curated record. The transcript is spliced from 34 exons. Gene Ontology annotation, molecular function: tRNA binding; aminoacyl-tRNA deacylase activity; isoleucine-tRNA ligase activity. The coding region runs from base 128 to 3931 and encodes 1267 amino acids. Lineage: Eukaryota; Metazoa; Chordata; Actinopteri; Syngnathiformes; Callionymidae. Gene Ontology annotation, biological process: isoleucyl-tRNA aminoacylation.
UCAUCCAAAUUUCAAAGGAAUCACAUUAGUGUCGGAGUGGGUUGUGUCGUCACUUCCGCUCUGCGUCUGACUGCUGCUUGCAUCAUUUCUCGUCUCCGUCGGCAGCCGGUGGCAGAAAACAUAAGCCAUGGUGGAGCCAGUGCCCGAGUCGAUCAACUUCCCUGCCCAGGAGGAGAAGAUCCUGCAGCUGUGGAAAGAUAAGGACUGCUUCCAAGAGUGUCUCAAGCAGUCCAAGAACAGGCCCAAGUACGCCUUCUAUGAUGGACCUCCUUUUGCCACCGGUCUUCCCCACUAUGGUCACAUCUUAGCUGGCACCAUCAAGGACAUUGUCACUCGCUUCGCCCACCAAAAUGGCUUCCACGUGGACCGACGUUUCGGCUGGGACUGUCACGGCCUUCCUGUUGAGUACGAGAUUGACAAGACUUUGGGCAUUAAGGGGCCUGACGACGUUGCCAAGAUGGGCAUCGCUGAGUACAACAAGCAGUGCCGAAACAUUGUCAUGAGAUACUCCACUGAGUGGGAGGCUUCAGUGACAAGAAUGGGCAGAUGGAUUGACUUCAAGAAUGACUACAAAACUCUCUAUCCAUGGUUCAUGGAGACUGUCUGGUGGGUCUUUAAGCAGCUGUACGACAAGGGACUGGUGUACAGAGGUGUGAAGGUCAUGCCUUUUUCAACGGCCUGCAACACACCUCUGUCUAACUUUGAAUCACAUCAAAACUACAAGGAUGUUCAGGACCCGUCGGUUAUUGUCAACUUCCCCUUGAUUGGUGAAGAGGACGUGUCCCUGAUUGCCUGGACGACCACGCCCUGGACACUGCCAAGCAACUUGGCCCUCUGUGUGAACCCAGAGUUCCUGUAUGUCAAGGUCAAAGACAAUGCCACUGGCCAGACGUACAUCAUGAUGGAAGCCAGGCUGUGUGCUCUGUUUAAGUCUGAGAGCGAGUACACACUCCUUGACAAAUUUCCUGGCAAGAAGCUGAAGGGGAAAAAGUACAAGCCUCUGUUCAGUUACUUUGCCAAGUGUGGAGAGACAGGAGCGUUCCAGGUGGUGAUGGAUAACUAUGUGAAAGAGGAAGAGGGCACCGGGGUCGUCCAUCAGGCGCCAUACUUUGGGGCUGAUGAUUACAGGGUAUGCACAGAGUACAACAUCAUCCAGAGAGACCAGGUCCCGAUCUGCCCUGUUGAUGCCUCCGGCUGCUUCACUUCAGAGGUCACAGACUUCGCGGGACAGUAUGUCAAAGAUGCUGACAAGAACAUCAUCAAGUGGCUGAAGGAGAACGGGCGACUUGUCAACGCAAGCUCUUUCAAGCAUAAUUACCCGUUCUGUUGGAGGUCAGACACACCGUUGAUCUACAAAGCUGUUCCUAGCUGGUUUGUCAGAGUGGAGCACAUGGUGGAUAAACUACUGGACAACAAUGGAAAAUGCUACUGGGUUCCUGAGUUUGUGCGUGAGAAGCGCUUUGGGAACUGGCUGAGAGAUGCACGUGACUGGGCAAUUUCAAGGAACAGAUAUUGGGGCACUCCGAUCCCUCUUUGGGUCAGCGAUGACUUUGAGGAAGUGGUGUGUAUUGGAUCCAUUGAUGAGCUGGAGGAACUAUCUGGAGUCAAGGUUACAGACCUGCAUCGUGAGAACAUUGACGGCCUGACCAUUCCCUCCCGCUGUGGCAAAGGAGUCCUGCGAAGGAUCACGGAGGUGUUCGACUGCUGGUUUGAGAGUGGCAACAUGCCUUACGCCCAAGCCCACUACCCUUUUGAGAACAGGAAGGAGUUCGAGGACACCUUCCCUGCUGACUUCAUCGCUGAAGGCAUUGACCAGACCAGAGGAUGGUUCUACACCCUCCUGGUGCUCUCCACAGCUCUGUUUGGAAAACCACCAUUCAAGAAUGUCAUCGUCAACGGUUUGGUACUCGCUAGCGAUGGACAGAAGAUGAGCAAGCGCAAGAAGAACUACCCGGAUCCUGGCGUGAUCGUGCAGAACUAUGGAGCUGAUGCCCUCAGGCUCUAUCUCAUCAACUCUCCGGUGGUGAGAGCUGAAAACCUGCGCUUCAAAGAGGAAGGUGUGCGAGAUGUGUUGAAGGACGUCUUCCUGCCGUGGUAUAAUGCCUAUCGCUUCCUGAUACAGAAUGUGCAAAGACUGCAGAAGGAGGACGAUAUCCAGUUCCUGUACAAUGAAAGUACAUUAAAGCAGAGCGACAACAUCAUGGACAAAUGGAUCCAGUCAUUCACUCAGUCCCUCAUCCAGUUCUUCAGGGCUGAAAUGGACGCGUACCGCUUGUACACUGUUGUUCCACGUUUGGUGAAGUUUGUGGACAUGCUCACCAACUGGUACGUGCGGACCAACAGGCGCCGUCUUAAGGGAGAAAGUGGCACUGAGGACUGCCUGUGGGCGCUCGAAACCCUCUUUAGUGUUCUGUUCUCCAUGUGCAGGCUGAUGGCUCCAUUUACUCCCUUCAUUACAGAGAUGAUGUACCAAAACCUCCGUCACCUCAUCGACCCAGCUUCUGUGGAGGAGAAGGACACUGGAAGCAUUCAUUAUCUCAUGCUGCCCCAAGUCAGGGAGGCUUUGAUUGACAAGCGCAUUGAAAGUGCUGUGUCACAGAUGCAGUCAGUGAUCGAGCUGGGUCGAGUCAUUCGAGACAGAAAAACUCUCCCGGUGAAGUACCCACUAAAGGAGGUGGUUGUCAUUCACCAGGACCCAGAAGCUCUUAAAGACAUCCAGUCUCUGCAGAAAUAUAUUCUGGAGGAGCUAAAUGUCCGACAACUGACACUAUCAACGGACAAGGACAAGUAUGGCAUUCGCCUGAGAGCUGAACCGGACCACAUGGUGCUGGGGAAGAAACUAAAAGCUGCCUUUAAAUCCAUCACAGCCUCCAUCAAGGAGCUGACCAGCGAGCAGCUUGAGGCUUUCCAGAAAUCAGGAUCCAUCAUGGUUGACGGACAUGAGCUUCACGAAGAAGAUCUGAGGCUGAUGUACACCUUCAACCAGAACGCCGGCUCUGCUGCUCAGUAUGAAGCACACUCUGACGCACAGGUCCUUGUCCUGCUGGAUGUCUCACCAGAUCAGUCUAUGGUGGAUGAAGGAGUCGCCAGAGAAGUCAUCAACCGCAUACAGAAACUACGCAAGAAGGCCCAUUUGGUUCCUUCCGAUGAGAUUACCGUGUACUACCGCUGUCAGCCAGAGGGGGAGUACUUGCACUCUGUCAUCCAGGCUCACACUGACUUCAUUCUGGCUACAACCAAGGCUCCGCUCUCCUGCUGCCCUGUGCCCAAGAGUGCUAGUGUCAUCAUUGAGGAGAAGACUCAGCUGAAGGGCUCAGACUUGGAGCUCACCAUUGUGAAGGGUUCCUCUGCCCCUAUGGCUCCUAUAGAUGGGCCAGCUUGUACCUAUGUAAACCUGAGAGUGAAGGUCGACAGCAAAGAACAAGAUGGAAUGGUUCUGCUUGAGAACCCAAAAGGUGAUAAUGGAUUUGACGUGGACAAGCUCAAGAAAGUCUGCAGCACCAUCUUCGGAACCAAUAACGCCAAGCUCCAUUUCUUCAGCGGCACCACAGAGUUGACAAACAAAAUGGACAUCCAGAGUUUAACUGGAAAAACUCUGACAGUAACGACAGGAUGCAAACCUGAGUCGGCUCCCGCCUCCAACGGCCCACUUUGUCCCUACGUGAACCUGCUGCUCUGCAAUGCAAAACCAGCUGAGUGCCAGUCUGGUGAAGUGGCCACUCUGCUGCUGAACAACCCGCUCGGCCAGAACGCUCUCGACCACUCCGGUGUCCUGUCGGAGGCUGCCAAGGUCUUUGGACUCCGGAGCAGACGGCUCAAGCUAUUCCUGGACCAGGAUCUCACCCAAGAGCUGCCUGCUGAUGCUCCCGUGACGUCUCUCAACACCAAAACUCUCUUCAUCGGAGUUUUCCCCACGACGGCCGAAGCGUAAAUCCAGACACAUUAGCCACUGAUUCAUGACGUGUUCUUCAAACGGCCUUCAACACGGCCUUUUUAACCGAGAUACCCAACGUUACCUUCGCCCUUCUCCAGCUGUCGUGCGGGUCCAAUCAUCGAACCUCUGUUUAUCCUGCAGUUUGUGCCGUAACCAGGUGACUGUGGAGAAGUAUUUACUCAAGUGUUUGGAUUCCCUCUCAGAUAUUUCAGAAGGGACUAGUUGUUUGAACACAACAGCUGAGCGGACCAGCUGGAUGGAUGUGUGAGGGAGAAGGUGUGAUCAGCCAAUCAUGGCGACGCUAAACUGCCUGAAGGAGCAUGAACCAAGAAUCAACAACCAUCAUUGAGACAGCCGAGACUCCUGAGCGCAGUCGGACCUGACCAGCUGGCCCGCUCUUUUUAUGCUAAUGAUAAAAUGAUGCAUCUUAUUCCUUUUGAGCUCAGCCAAGUCCGCAGUAAUUAUGUCGGGGGCUGGUCAUCGGGAAGCCAAUUUUCUCUUUUGUGCUCACACGCCUGUUUGAAUUGAACAGAGGAACCAAUUCUCUUAAUCGCUUUGGAAGUCCCUCGACGCUUGUGAAGGAAUUUGAAAGGUCAAAUUGAUUUUUGGGGCUGCUGUACCUCUGGGGCGGCAGGGUUCUGCCGUGGAAAUGGUGUACUAUUUUGAGUGACACGUGGAAUAAAUCUUUGGUGACUAAAA